This is a messenger RNA of Hipposideros armiger (great roundleaf bat), 2418 nucleotides long. It is a transcript of the gene CCNI, whose product is annotated as cyclin I. The record is from RefSeq and is a predicted model, not a curated record. Bases 188 to 1318 code for a protein of 376 amino acids. Lineage: Eukaryota; Metazoa; Chordata; Mammalia; Chiroptera; Hipposideridae. The transcript has 7 exons.
CUCUAUCCCCCCUAAAAAUCUUCAAAGGAAGCCUUGUAGGGGAAGACUAUUCACUAGGGGCAGCCAGCCAUUGGAAUGUGUUGAGAAGGCUGAAAUCCUGGUGAGACACCUUGUUGGGUGUAGCUAAUGGAGUGAGAUCAUUAGGUAGCUACAUCAAGCUGGGAGGCAGGCAGAUCCAAAGGAUAUCAUGAAGUUUACAGGGCCUUUGGAAAACCAGAGAUUGUCUUUCAUGUUGGAAAAGGCACUCUCUAGGGAAGCCCAGAUGUGGAAGGUAAAUGUGCCGAAAAUGCCCACAAACCAGAAUGUUUCUCCAUCCCAAAGAGAUGAAGUAAUUCAGUGGCUGGUCAAACUCAAGUACCAGUUCAAACUUUACCCAGAAACAUUUGCUCUGGCUAGCUGUCUUUUGGACAGAUUUUUAGCUACCGUAAAGGCCCACCCAAAAUACUUGAGUUGUAUUGGAAUCAGCUGUUUUUUCCUAGCCGCCAAGACUGUUGAGGAGGAUGAGAGAAUUCCAGUACUGAAGGUGUUGGCAAGAGACAGUUUCUGUGGAUGUUCUGCAUCUGAAAUUCUGAGGAUGGAGAGAAUUAUUCUGGAUAAGUUGAAUUGGGAUCUUCACACAGCCACACCAUUGGAUUUUCUUCACAUUUUCCAUGCCAUUGCUGUGUCAAAUAGGCCUCAGUUCCUUUUUAGUAUGCCCAGACACAACCCGUCUCAACAUUUGGAUAUCCUAACCGAGCUACUACUUCACUGUAUGGCCUGCAACCAACUUCUUCAAUUCAAAGGAUCCAUGCUUGCUCUGUCCAUGGUUAGUUUGGAAAUGGAGAAAGUCACUCGUGAUUGGCUUCCUUUUACAAUUGAACUGCUUCAGAAAGCACAGAUGGAUGUCUCCCAGGUGAUCCACUGUCGGGAGCUUCUGGGACAUCACCUUUCUACUCUGCGGUCUUCCCUGCGUCUAAAUUCCGUUUAUGUCUACCGUCCCCUCAAGCACACCCUGGAGACCUGUGACAAAGGAGUGUUCAGAUUACAUUCCUCCUCUGUCCCAGGCCCAGUUUUCUCCAAGGACAACAGCAAACCAGAGGUGCCAGUCAGAAGUACAGCAGCCUUCUGUCAUCUCCCAUCUGCCAGUGGGUGCAAACAGACCUCUGCUAAGCGCAAAGUAGAGGAAAUGGAAGUGGAUGACUUCUAUGAUGGAAUCAAACGGCUCUAUAACGAAGAUAAUGCUUCAGAAAACGUGGGUUCUGUGUGUGGCACUGAUUUGUCAAGGCAGGAGGGGCAGGCUUCCCCAUGUCCACCUUUGCAGCCUGUUUCUGUCAUGUAGUUCAGGAGUUACUACUUUGUGAAUGGGAACAUGGAAAACCAGGGAAGGCUGGAUAAAGGUUUACCUUAUCGGGCUGAUUUGAAGUGAGCCAGAAAAAAAAAGAAUCAUUUACUUGUGUGGCUAAUUAUAAUUCAAUGUUAUUUAAGCACUUAAAGACCAAAAGAGUGUAAAAUUCAAAAGAUCCAACCAUUUUUUUGAAGUAAAAAAUUUCUUUGUAUAUUUUUCAGUUCCAACCUUCCCUGCUAAAAUGUAAUGUCGAUUGCCUUGUCAAUAAUUCAUUCAGUGCUUUUUUUUAAAAGCUCUAAAAUUCUUAGCUAGCAAACCUAUCCCCAGUGUCCUGACUUAAUUUUCCUCUUGCUUUCGCUUGCUUCUUCAUUAAAUACUUAAAUGAAUUUUAUGCAUGUUGAUCUUAUAGCCUGACUUCCACAGAUUAGGAAACCAUCAAAAUUAUUUUUUAGCAAUUUAGUGAACAAAUUAUUCCAGUUUAACAGCCAUGUUUUAAUCCAUGAUUCAAAUUCAGAUUAAUCUGAAAGGAUACUUUAAAAUUGCCCCAUAUGAAUUAGAGGUGGUAAUAUAAAAAGGACUCACAUUACCAUGUUGAUUUCUGUGUUUGUCUUAUUUCAAUAUCUAGUGUUUGGAAAUGAAAUUUUUAUUUAUCUUAAGCUUAAAAGUGGCAUGUAAUUAGGACACUCAGAUUUGUUGAAAGCAUUUUUGACAUUUAUACUAAAAUUUGUGAUCAAGUUAAUGUAUCCAGGUGCUCACCAAAGAAACAUGUAACAACUAAAAUUUGAUUUAUUUUUUGGGUAACUGAUCGGCUCCUUUUCACAGUAUAAUCAGUAGGAGAGACUGUCGAGAUAUUAGGGCAACUCUAUGAUCUGGGUCUGUAACAUGUAAUAACUGAAUUCAGUGCCCUAGUUUUAUGUUAAGCUAUUAGGAUUUUCUUGAUAAAAGUUAUUCCCUCUGCCUCCCAAGCCUAUCUGUAUUUCUCUUAAUGCCUUCUGGAUCCUGAGCUCCCUGUGCAGUCUGAAUAAGGUAUUGCAAUCAGAACCAACCAUGUGCUGAUGAUAAAAGCCUCUGGUAGCAAUAAAUGUUGUCCUUAA